Molecule: messenger RNA, 1621 nt
Organism: Ctenocephalides felis (cat flea)
Lineage: Eukaryota; Metazoa; Arthropoda; Insecta; Siphonaptera; Pulicidae
Gene: FDY
Product: plasminogen activator inhibitor 1 RNA-binding protein
Exons: 8
Coding region: 143-1360 (405 amino acids)
Cellular component (GO): cytoplasm; nucleus
Molecular function (GO): RNA binding
Source: RefSeq, a predicted model, not a curated record
ACGUUUUGCUAUCGGUCGGCGUUGGUGUAGUGUUCUUUAUUCUUGGUUUUUCAUGAAUGCGUUGAAAUCAGGGCUAAAAGUAGCCGUCACGUAAUCUUCCAACAUCUUAUCGUUGUGAAGAUAUUAAAUAUAUUUGAGUGAAAUGGAGAAUAUGUACGGUGUUGGAGUAACUAAUAGGUAUGAUCUUUUCCUCGAGGAAGAGGUCGAUCCUUUAGAAUUAUUGCAAAGCAAGGAGCAAGAAAAGGAGCUCCGAAAAAAGUCCAAAGUAGCUGAAAAAGAGAAUAAAGGAAAACCUGAAGCUAAACCUAAAACUGCCGCUAAUGUCCCCAGGAAGGGAAUUAAAGAAACUCCUAAUAAUAAAACUCAAGAGAUUAAAGCACGCGAAGACAAGGCAAAACCAUUGACUAAGAUUAACCCAGAGCGCAAUGAACGUGUGCCUAAAGUAGCCGGUGCUAAUCGGGAAGAAAGGAAUAAUAGACGCAAUCGUGAAGACCGCCCAUACAACCCUCCAGGUGAUAGGGAAGACAGGCCGCCCCGUAGAGAAUUUGGAGAUCGUGAUGUUGAGAGGAACAGAGCUUUAGGACCGAGGGGUGGUCGUGGAGGCAGAGGUGGUGGACGAUUUAAUGACGGACGCGGCAAACGCGAAUUUGAUAGGCAAUCUGGAUCUGAUAAAACUGGCAUUAAACCUGUUGACAAACGUGAGGGUGGUGGAGCUCACAAUUGGGGUACACAUAAAGAUGACAUUGCUGACUUGAAUAAAUCUGGACAAUCAGAAACUGAUCCCUUCUUAGAAAAUGACAAGGCCGAUGGAGCUCCUGCUUCUGAAAAUGCUGUGACUGAAAAUGCAACUGAACCGGAGACUGAAGGUGACAAACCAGCACCUGUUGAGGAGGAACCCAAAGAAUUGACUUUAGAUGAAUGGAAAGCACAAAAGGCAGCACUAAGACAAAAACCAAGUUAUAAUUUACGUAAAGCAGGUGAGGGUGAAGAUUUGAGCCAAUGGAAAAAAAUGUACGCCUUAGACAAGAAAAAAGAAGGUGAAGAGGCAGAAACUGAUGAGGAAUUGGAAUAUGAUGCAGCUGAUUAUCCCCAAAGAGUUGGACGUCAAAAACAUAUAUUAGAGAUCGAAUUCACUUUCAAUGAUGCACGACGUGGUGGUGGUGGUGGUCGUGGAAGAGGCCGUGGCAGAGGAAAUAUGGGAGGACGUGCUGACCGCCCACCUCGGCCAUUCAAGAAUGACGAUGUUGUUGUGGAUGCUGUGGAUGCCCAUCCAGUAGAUCGUGAGUCAACUUAUGGCGGCCGUGGCAGACAAAAUGCCCCAAAAGUGGAUGAUGAACACGAUUUCCCAUCCUUGGGUUAAUGCGUCAUUGUCUCCACCAUCAACACCCAAAUGGAUUGGUAUAUUCUCAUACCAUAUCAUAGUCUGAUUAAAAUUGGAAUGCCUUUUGUUACCGGUUGCUAGUUAUUGCUACACUUGAUUUUAUUAUCCUAAGUUAACAAUACUGCAACUGAUGAUUAUAAAUAUAAGAUUACAUUUGUUUAAAUUGUUUCUACAUUUUAAUCAGUAAUGUUUCAUUAAAGUAUCUGCUAUUUCGCUUUCAUUAUUAAUCUUACUAUUCAU